ACGAUAAAAAAAUUAAGCGUUCGUUAGAAAAUUCAACUAAUUUGAAGGAUAUUGUGUGGAAAGAACACAAUAAAUUCCAUAUAAAAAUUUAUAAAGAGGAUGACCUAGACUGGAAUAAACUAAUCGAACAGUGUGCAAUUGAGAAGGGAUUUACAUAUGAAAAUGAUCGCAUUCAAUUAACAAAAACGCAAGCAUUUACGAUUGAUGUAACAACGAUUAAACCGCAAACUUCACGUCUUUUUUCUGGAACAAGGGAAUUUAAAUGUGAACAACAACUUGAUGGCUUACUUAAAGAAAGCUUAAUUUUUAAUGGUCAAAUAGAAUCAAGUUUAUCUUUACCUUAUUUAUCCUAUCUAUCUUUGCUUGCAGGCCUAACUUUAGAACGGACAAAUGAACUUAGAAAGUCUCGAGUUGAAUGUACUACAUAUUCUUAUGACUAUAUAGAAAAGGCAAAGUUAAAUAUUGACAAGACAAAUGUUAAAUUGGACAAUGAUUUUAUUAAAGAUGUAAAAUCAGCAUUAGAUGAUACAUAUUUACAGAGAAAAAAAAUUAAUAAACUUAAAGAAAUUUCAAGAAAAUAUGGUCAUUUCUACGCUAGCGAAGUCAUUUUUGGUGGUGCAAUCAUUAAAAACAUCAAGA
Molecule: messenger RNA, 639 nt
Organism: Racocetra fulgida
Lineage: Eukaryota; Fungi; Glomeromycota; Glomeromycetes; Diversisporales; Gigasporaceae
Source: the annotation of a GenBank genome assembly